CGCGCGAUGGAAAAAAGUCGUGGCUAUUGCGCAUAGCGUGAUAGUUCACUUCAACAGUUGGUACACCUUUUUACAGUGUGUUCGCGCCUAGUGCUAAACACUUUUACGAUUUGUGAAAAAUACUGAUUUCUUCGUGUUUUCGUGUUGUGUGUCUGGCAAAGCCUAGUUUUACAUUGUGAGCACCUUGUAUGUCCGCAACACACAAUGCAGUUCUGUUUUGCUGGCUGCCACACAUCACCGCGUUAAGGUGAUGAAAGAGACACUGUUACCGACGGAUUUGAGUCGGGAGCGAGAAGGAGAGACGGUGUAGCUGGAAGGGGAGAAGUAAGAGAAAAGACAGAGAGCGAUAAUACAGAAGAAAGAGUAAGUGAAGGAAGGAAAUAGCAAGUACAAAACGACUUUUCUUGUUUUCACCACCACUGCCAGCAGUGUAGCAAAAGUAAAGAGAGUUUGUGUGAGUAUAAGAAGAGGCGUGCCCCGAAAACCUAAAGCAAGUCAGGCGUAACUUGGUGUCGAGCCAAUGAGAGAGCAGUGCUGUGUAAACUGUGGACCAAUGGCAGUCGAUCUGCGCAUUUCGUGCGGAUAAUGACCGUGUUCUGAGCCUCUAUCUCUCUUGGAGCGCAGCCCCAAUACAAAGAAAACAAAGUAAAAAAAAAAAAAGGAGCCAAGUUUUCCACCCUCCCUCUGCGUUUUAUUUAUUACUUUUGUGACUGUGGACUGUACUUCUUGUGCACGUCUCAUGUCCUCGGGACCUCAGAGUAGCUGCCGGAUGUAAUUUCCAAAGUGCGGAGAGCCCCCCCUUCCCAGUAAAAACACAGCAGCGCGUGUGUGUGUGUGUGUGUGUGUGUGUGUGUGUGCGAUUACGACCCGUUCUUCUCCGUCUCUGUUUCCAGCGGGCGGUACCUCGUCGUCUUGUUUUGUUGUGUGAGCGGUGGAAGGAUAAGGUACACGAGGUGAAUAGAGGAGACAUCAUCCAGACAGAGAGAACGAAUGCAGUGAGUGUUUUUAAGUUUUCUGCUGAUUCCCUCCCCUCCCCUCUGUCCCGCAGUUUCUCUCGCACUGCGUCUUCCAGUGCUCUGUUGUUUCUCUUCUCUCGUAUUGUGUAGAAGCAUACAGUCAGUCGGACAGACAGACAGACAGACAGACAGACAAACCGAUCAGAAGCGGCACCACUUGGUACCCUGCUCCAGAUGAACUCGGCCCUGUGCACCAGUGACAAUAGCCCUCGCCAUCAUGGGUUUAGACAAGUGCCACGACGAGUGAACAUGGUGUUGAGCGUGUGAUACGUGCCAGUCUCUAGUUAACUUUUGUAGUGCGAAAAGUGGUUUUUUUGUUUCGAAGCAGCUUGGUGAACUAUGAGUAUGGAUUCUGUAAUGGACUCUUCUUCGACCAACAGCGACCACAGUAGCAAUGCGUCUUCGGCGUCGCCGCCAGUCGCCAUCAAACCGCCCGUCACUCCCCCGAGCAACAACCCCCCGGGGCCUCAACAGCCGCCCCACAGCCCGCCGCCGAGCAUGGUGCGUCAGCCCGGAAGCCCCAGCUCAGUGCCUACCGGUACCCAACAGACGCCGCCAACGCCCCAGCACCCGCAGACACUCAGUCCUCCGCCCGUCUCAACCCCCAACAGCAUCACAGCUGUGCCCCCGAGGAUAUCCCAGUCUGUGAUGCCGCCUCUGCCGCCCCCGGGCCUCGGCCUGCUCAACUCGCUGGGGGGCGGCAUGAUCCACCACUCGCCGCUGGACCUGAUGGCCGCGGCCCACCACGGAGGUCCGCCCCGGUCUUACAACAGCCCGCCGCCCAUCUCGAGCUCCGAUCCUACGGCUAAUGAGUGCAAGUUAGUGGACUACCGCGGGCAGAAGGUUGCGGCCUUCAUUAUCGCCGGCGACACGAUGCUGUGUCUUCCUCAGGCAUUCGAAUUGUUCCUCAAACACCUUGUUGGCGGACUGCACACCGUCUACACCAAGCUGAAAAGACUCGACAUAGUGCCUCUGGUCUGCAACGUGGAACAAGUUCGUAUUCUGCGAGGACUCGGGGCCAUUCAGCCGGGCGUUAACAGGUGCAAGCUGCUGUCGUGCAAGGACUUCGACAUCCUCUACAGGGAUUGCACCACCGCCAGGUAA
Molecule: messenger RNA, 2120 nt
Organism: Zootermopsis nevadensis
Lineage: Eukaryota; Metazoa; Arthropoda; Insecta; Blattodea; Termopsidae
Source: RefSeq, a predicted model, not a curated record